Molecule: messenger RNA, 846 nt
Organism: Odocoileus virginianus texanus
Lineage: Eukaryota; Metazoa; Chordata; Mammalia; Artiodactyla; Cervidae
Source: RefSeq, a predicted model, not a curated record
AUGGCCGCCUCCGCAUUGUCCGUCUGCUCCAGUGACCUGAGUUACGACAGCCGGGUGGACGACUGUCCAGAGAGCUGCUGCGAGCCCUCCUGCUGUGCCCCCAGCUGCUGCACCCCGGCCCCCCGCCUGACCCUCCUCUGCGCCCCAGUGAGCUGCGAGUCCAGCCCCUGCUGCCAGCCAGUCUGCAGCAGCUCCUGCCUGGCCUCAUGCUGCCAGACGUCUAGCUGCCAGCCCUCCUGCUGCACCUCCUCCCCCUGCCAGCAGGCCUGCUGUGAGCCCGUCUGCUGCAGGCCCGUCUGCUGCACGCCUGUCUGCUGCACUCCUGUCUGCUGCAGGCCUGUCUGCUGCAGGCCCGUCUGCUGCAGGCCCGUGUGCUGUGAGUCCUCCCCCUGCUCAGCCUCCUUGUGCUGCCAGCCCAACCCCUGCUCCUCGGUCAGUUGCAGACCCUCCUCCUCCGUGUCCCUGCUCUGCCGGCCUGUGUGCCGCCCCGCCUGCUGCGUGCCCGCCGCCUCCUGCCAGCCCAACUGCUGCCGCCCGGCCUCCUCUGUGUCCUUGCUUUGCCGCCCCGUGUGCCGCCCCGCCUGUUGCGUCUCUGCCUCGGCCCCGGAGCCCUGCUGCUGACCGGCCGAUCAUCCGCCCUCCACAAGCUGCUGUCUCUCUCACAAGCUCCAGGAGCCCCUCUGCUGGUGCCAGGACCUCCCCUCUCCCAAAGGUGGACAUGCAGAUGCUGUCCAGAGGGCAUUCGAACUUGGCUGGCCUCCCAGAGAGCCCUCGACAGGGCGGAGGGUGGGGCCCCAGGAGCCUCCUCUGCAGGACGGGCUGCUUGAAUCCCAUGUGACAAACACA